UGUCCGGUCAUUCGUAGAUGUUAUGUAGGCGCGGAUUGUUAUGACGUUUUAGGUGUCGGCAAGAAUAUCUGUGAAGUCGCAUUUGACUGCUCAGUCGAAUAAUACAAGUUAAAACUUGUACAGAUAUAUAUAUUUCAUUGAAAAAUGGCAGAGGAGUAUAAAGGACGCGUAAUUGUUUUUAGUAUAACAGGGUGUUCGCACUGUAAGAGUGCAAAAUCAUUGUUAACGGAGAGAAACAUACCUUUUGUGGAUGUAAACUUAGAUACCUUUCCAAAUUUGCGUGAAGAAGUUAAACGGCGGACUAACAGAAGCACGGUACCUCAGGUUUUUUUCAAUAAUAUCCAUGUUGGAGGGAACGAAGAACUGCAAAAUCUUAUGAAGAAUGAAGAUAAGUGGCAAGCACUAAUACAAGAAAUCAAAGAAAAUGAACCACCUGAAGAUGCCCCUACUCCCCCUGCAGAAGAUGCUUUUGUUGAUAGUGACAGUAAAGAUGAUUCUGGUCCAAUAUUGAAGUGUGAAGAAGAUGAAUUUUACUCAUUGGCUAAGGAGAUAAAGGACAGUGGUGUGCUUAAAGACCAUCGUCAAGGACUUUUCCAUGUUGUACGUCGUUCAAUUACCAGUGAAGAGUUGGUUAGUUGGAUGAAAGAAACUAAGAAUAUGGAUCAAGAAAAUGCUAUAGAAACAGGAAAACAGCUUGUUGAAAGGCACUUCUUGGUGCCUUUGAGAAAAGGAACAACCUUUAAAGAUGACAGUAAUGCACUUUAUAGGAUGAUAGAUUAUCAGUGGGAAAAUGCUCUUAAUGCUAUUCCAAUUUCAGAGUGUAAAGCAAGGCAAGCUUUUGAAGUUGCUGAAGAGAUGAGAAAGUUGAUUUUGAAGCUUUAUUCGGAGUAUCUGUCUUCGGAUGGAAAGAAAGUUGAUUAUAGAGGAUUGGGUGCUAGUGAAAGUUUCAAGGAAUAUAAAAAAUUGUCUACAGAGCUUCAACGAGUUAACCUGAAAGGCCUAAGCCGAGAAGAGACCCUUGCUUUCUUUAUCAACAUAUAUAAUGCCCUUGUAGUGCAUGCAACUGUGAGUCGUGGACCUCCUACUAAUCUGUGGCAAAGAUGGAAGUUCUUCAACUCUGUAUCAUACAUUAUUGGAGGUCAUCCAUACUCUCUUCAAGAUAUAGAAAAUGGAGUAUUGAGAGGAAACAAAAGAGGGAUUGGUAUGUUUUUUUGUCCAUUUGGUAAAGCAGAUCCUCGUCUUCAGUUCAUAAUGAAGGAAGUGGACCCUCGUAUCCACUUUGCCUUAGUAUGUGGAGCAAAAAGCUGCCCCCCCAUCAAAACUUAUUCUCCUCAGAAUAUAAAUAAAGAACUACAGCUGGCUACAGAGGCUUUUCUAGAAAGUGAAGAUGGUGUGAAAGUCAUUGACGAUCAAUCUCAGGUCCUGUUGUCCAGCAUAUUCAAGUGGUACAAGUGUGACUUUGGAAGUAGCGAAGAGGAAUUGCUUCGAUGGUUGUAUCAACAAAUGAAUGAUGGAGAGAAAAAGAAGCUUUUAGGAGGAGUAAUACAAAAUCCAAAACGAAAAGUUAGUUAUAUUCAGUACAACUGGGGUUUAAAUUCUGCAUAAUGUUUAAUUUAAAAAUCCAAUUGUGCUUAAAUGUAAUUAAUUGUAAGUUAUCUCUCAUCUUUAUAUAAAUAAAUCAUGAAAAGCAAAUUUUAUUAUAUGUUUGUAAUUAAUACUUGUGUGCCUUAAACUCUCUGGGUCAGUGUUACUCAUUGUUAAAUUUGUAAUACGUCUUACCAUACAUAGAUUAAUGAUUUGUUUUUAUCUACUUGUGCUAAGAAUUUUAAUAUUUCAUGUACUAGGCAUGUUUUUCAAUUAUUAGUUACUACAAACAUAUUUACAAAUCUCAUUUUUAAAUCAUUAGUCACAAGAUCUAAGCUGAAAUUUUAAGGUUUCAAUUGCAUAAUAUAAUAUAUAUAUAUAUAUAUAUAUAUAUAUAUAUAGGUAAGACUUACAUCCUGUUAGGAUAUCUUAUUUAUUAUUAUACUUUAAUAAGUUUCAUGUUUUAUUGGCAGGAAGUAUAUUUAAUCUAACAAAAGAUUUGUAAAAAAUAAAUAAAUAAAGAUAAAAAAAUUAAUUGGAUUUUAUAGUCGCUGUUGAUUUAUCUAAUUUCGAAGAAGCUCAAGAUCAUCAUAACCACAAUUAAUGGAUUUAGUGGAGCCAAUUGUUACCACAUUGAUUUAGUUGUUUUUAUGUGUACAUAACAAAUUAAUGUUAAUUUUAAACUUACUCUAUUUUUCUAUAUCACACACACACACACACUAGUGAGAUUUGAAUAAAUUCUGUUAAUUUUCAUCUUUCAAAAGAUGAUUUAAAGGUUAGAAUAAAAUUUUAAACUGAGAAUCUUGGUUUUUGUACACACACAAUAACUUGCUUGGCUCUACUUUUUUCUUAUAGUGUACAUGGAUUAAUAGCCAUUGUAUAUGUACUAUAUACUUGAUACAAGAAUUUGGAACAUUCUUUUUGCAUCAGUGUUUCUGAAUUAAAUUAUUGAAGUAAUUUUAAAGCUUGAGUGUGCUAUUACAAGUUCUAGUGAUGUGGAAUGUUCAAGGUUAAUUAAACACUUCAUUCUAUGAAAACAAUGUUAUUGUCAGAUGACAGUUAUAUUUAUAUUUUAUAUUUUUAAGCAAAGUUUCAGGGACCAAUUUCUCAAUGAAUUAUAUUAAAGAGUUCAAACUCGUUAAAUAAUGAGUAAUGAAAUAUUUUAUUUUUAUGGUAUGAUAAUUAUCCAAAUAAAACGUAACAAGAAAGGGUAAUUUUCAUGUAGUACUUCCCAGGCUUUUUUCUAUACAAGGCACAAAUUUACGUGACCCUAUACAGCAUCCCAAAUAAUAAUAUAGCCAAUAACAAAUUUGCAGGACAAUUUUUCGAUUCUUCUUAAUCCAGUAGGCCUAACUGUAUUCUUACUAAACUACUACAUAGAAAGUGUUAAAUAAUUUUUGAAAUAUAAGUCUAUAGAGGUUGCACCUGCCAUAAUAAAAAAACACUCAAAGUGCUCAUCUGUUACUGUGUAAUCACAAGUAUUAAAUACAUAUUCAAACUUUCUUUCAUGGUUUAAAAUGUUUCAGAAAGUUUAUUUCAUGUAUUUCAAAGAAAGGAUGGUUUUUAAAGUGCUUUUGUUGAACAUAUAAAAUGAACUUUUCCUCACUUUUGUGCAAUUAUAAUCAGUUAAAUAUUAAAGUAGACAAAGUAGAUCAGAAAGAAAGUGCCCAUUUUUUGAGUUGUUAUCUGUGUAACUUUCUCAGUUUCAAGUUAACAAUUAAACCACAAAAUACUUUUAGAAAAAACUGUUUUAGGAGGUUUAAGUUUUUUUUAGCAG
Messenger RNA from Limulus polyphemus (Atlantic horseshoe crab), 3361 nucleotides. RefSeq lists its product as uncharacterized. The transcript is spliced from 9 exons. NCBI's taxonomy places the organism in Eukaryota, Metazoa, Arthropoda, Merostomata, Xiphosura, Limulidae. The record is from RefSeq and is a predicted model, not a curated record. The coding region runs from base 145 to 1605 and encodes 486 amino acids. Gene Ontology annotation, biological process: cell redox homeostasis; intracellular signal transduction. Gene Ontology annotation, molecular function: electron transfer activity.